Messenger RNA from Acanthocheilonema viteae, 1515 nucleotides. Lineage: Eukaryota; Metazoa; Nematoda; Chromadorea; Rhabditida; Onchocercidae. The record is from the annotation of a GenBank genome assembly.
AUGCCAGUUUUGAUAAAAAGCAGUAACCGUUUGCGUAAAUUGGCUAUCGGUGUUGGAAUUGCCCUAUGUGGUUCAGCUGUUGGUAUUCUUUACGAUCAGGAACGAUUCUUUCAGCUUGGACCUUUUCGUGUUAUUCGUGCGGGUGUUACGGUACUUUGUAUCGUAGCCGAUUAUAAAUGGACUAUGUGGACUUGUCCGGAUACAGACGUAUUGUAUCAACAGAAAUUGAGUGCAGCACAUAUCAGAAAUGCUCAAAAAUUGCUUAAAUUAGCUGAGAAGAACGGUGGUGUUUAUAUCAAAGUUGGGCAACAUUUGGCUUCUCUAGAAUAUCUUCUUCCGGUUGAGUACACGGAUGUUUUAUGUAUUUUGCAUUCAAGAGCACCCGAAAGUAGGUUGACGGAAGUGCGGCAAGUUAUAGAAGAAGAUCUGAAUGGCAGGCUUGAGGACAUAUUUAUGGAAUUUAAUGAAACUCCGAAGGGUUCUGCUUCUCUUGCACAGGUGUACCGAGCAAUUUUAAGGAAAAACAACGAAGAAGUUGCUGUGAAAGUGCAACAUAAACACGCCUUAACUAGGUUGGCGUCAAAGCUCUUUCCUGAUUUUCAUUUUCUUUGGUUGGUGGACGAAAUGAAACGAAAUUUGCCUAGGGAAUUGGAUUUUAGGAUUGAAGCGGCAAAUGCGAAAAAGCUAAAGGAAAUGUUUUCACAUCUCGACUAUCUUAAGAUUCCAAAGAUAUAUGACGAAUAUACGACAGAACGUGUUCUUAUUAUGGAAUACUGUAAUGGUGCCCAAAUAAAUGACUGCAGUUAUUUUACGCAAAAUAAUAUAAAUCGUUAUGAUGUUUGUCGUAAAUUGGGUGCACUAUUUAGUGAAAUGAUUUUUAUUAAUGGUUAUGUUCACUGCGAUCCACAUCCUGGCAAUGUCUUGGUGAAUAGAACGGAGGAUGGAUGUGUUUCAAUCGUUCUUUUGGAUCAUGGACUUUAUUUAACAAUGGAAUCUGAUUUUCGGAUAAAAUAUUCGAAAUUAUGGCUGGCACUAUUAGAACCCGAUUUAAAUGAAGUUAAGAAAUGUGCGCAGUCAAUGGGUGUGGGUGAGCUUUAUGGUCUUUUUGCCUGCAUGAUAACAAAUAGAUCAUGGGAUGCAAUUAGCCAUGGAAUCGACAAAUCUGCUGCUACAUAUGAGGAACAACGAGAAAUCAAGUCAUUUGCUGCUACGCUGAUACCCGAAAUUUCACAAGUUUUGGAACGGAUGCCACGCUCAAUGUUAUUAAUUUUGAAAACGAAUGAUCUGUUGAGAAGUAUAGAAUAUCGAUUAGGAACACAAGGACGAGCGGAUACGUUUGUUCAGAUGGCUCGUUGUUGUGUUCGAUCAGUUCACCAACGUUCUGCUGAACAGGCGAAUUCGUUGCUAAUAAAAAUUUGCAUUUAUGUGCGCAUGUACAUUACACUUUUUAAAAUAACCGCUUUUGAGUACUAUUUGAUGUUUAUGAAUCCAUUUUAUGCCGAAUCUAUCGAAUAG